Leptosomus discolor (cuckoo roller) is the source of this 1153-nucleotide messenger RNA. The record is from RefSeq and is a predicted model, not a curated record. NCBI's taxonomy places the organism in Eukaryota, Metazoa, Chordata, Aves, Leptosomiformes, Leptosomidae.
GUGGUUCUGUCAGGGGGAUCCACAAUGUUCAGGGACUUUGGACGACGACUGCAAAGGGAUUUGAAAAGAGUAGUGGAUGCAAGAUUGCGACUUAGUGAGGAGCUCAGUGGUGGUCGGAUAAAACCCAAACCGGUUGAAGUUCAAGUGAUAACUCAUCACAUGCAGCGUUACGCAGUUUGGUUUGGCGGUUCCAUGCUGGCUUCAACACCAGAGUUUUUCCAAGUUUGUCACACCAAGAAAGACUAUGAAGAGUAUGGCCCUAGUAUUUGUCGUCAUAAUCCUGUUUUUGGAGUCAUGUCAUAAUGCUCGUCUAAUGGAAACAAGAUCUUUGAUAUCUUGCUGGUGAAGAAACUCACGUAAAGCAGAGGAAGGCAGCAGAUACUGUAAAUCCUGAAGCAAGAUGUGGUUAUCUCUUGGAAGCGUUUGGAUCACCACCGUGCACUAAAGCACAACUUACAGCCCUAAGUCAUUUCAGUAAAAGCCAUUUCUCUGCUGACUACUUCAAAGCCUGUCCCUUCUUCCUAAAUGUGAGGUAAUUGGAAAUAGGUAUGUCUCGGUUUAGGAGGUUGUGCAAAUACUACUGAAACUGAAUCUAGAAGAAUAAGGCAGUGUUUUACUGCUUCUGGGAAGAUUUAAACCUUUCCCACUUGUGCCCUGAUUCUGCAAUCAAAUCUUUAGCAAUGGAGCACUAAAUACCACAUUGCCUUCAGGGAAGUUGGAAUCGGUGCAGGUACCUGCCCAAAAGGAUUAGAUUGCAGGAUUGGGACUGUACUUUGUAAAUGUAGGUUUUUCAUAUCAUUUUGUAUUUUAUGAUAUCGGUAGGGUGAAUUGAUGACUAGUUCUGAGCACGAACAGCUAUCAAUGUCAUGGAGUGAUGUUACGCAUUUCCAGGUGUGAGGCAUGUAUUGGAGUUGUGCUGGUAUUUUUUUGGAAAAAAAAAAAGAGCCAUGUAUGCUAGAAAUUGAUUUCUUGUCUGGAUGACACAAACUAAGUGAUUUACAGUAUUGUAUGAAGUUUAUUAUAGCCACUGUUACUUUGUUUUGAAUUUCUGAAACUGUUUAUAGAAGAUGAUGUUUUGUUUUGAUGUUGGUGAGUGGUGGAUGACACACGGGCCUUGCACCAGUGAAAUAAAAGCUGUUAACAUCUUUAUGAA